AUGACAGACGCCGCUUCAGCUGCGGACAACCUCUCCCCAGAGGCAACACUCACACUCAUCACACGAGACCUAGACGAGGCACUCGGUGUAGACUCACUCAAGGCCAUCCUCACCGGAUCGCCCGAUGGCAAAGAAGCCCCUCGCUCCCUAAAGGCCUACUGGGGUACUGCCCCCACCUCUCGCCCUCACAUCGGCUACUUUGCCGCCCUGGUCAAGAUCGCCGACUUCCUCCGGGCCGGAGUACAGGUCAAGGUGCUCCUGGCAGACAUCCAUGCUUUCUUGGACAAUCUCAAGGCACCCAUCGAGCUAGUCAGGCAUAGACAGCAGUACUACCGCCAGGUCCUCCUGGCUGUCUUCCGCGCCAUUGGCGUACCCACCGACCGCCUCGUCUUCGUCGUCGGGUCCGACUACCAGCUCACCGCCGCUUACACCAUGGACGUCUACAGAGCAGCAGCCUUGACCACGGAGCACGACUGUAAAAAGGCAGGAGCAGAAGUGGUCAAGCAAGUCGCCAGCCCGCUCCUAUCCUCGAUGCUCUACCCUGGUCUGCAAGCCCUGGACGAGCAGUACCUGGAUGUGGACUUUCAGUUUGGAGGAGUGGACCAGCGCAAGAUCUUCACCUUUGCAGAGUCGCUCCUCCCUAAGCUGGGGUACAAGAAGCGAGCCCAUCUGAUGAACCCCAUGGUGCCUGGCCUCAAGGGCAGCAAGAUGAGCGCUUCAGAUCACGACUCCAAGAUUGACUUCCUCGACUCACCGAGCGUGAUCAAGUCCAAGAUCAAGACGGCAGUGUGUGCGCCGCAGACCACCGCAGCAGACGGCAAUGGAGUCCUGGCCUUUGCAAAGGCUGUACUCUUGCCCAUUUCUCGCCUGCGGCUAGACGCUGCAGAAAUGACCGGUCAAGCCCUUCCACACGAAGGCACAUCAGAGGGUCUCGCCGCCUCCUUUGUCCCCACCGAGGCUCCCGCCGGGACCCUCUUCUCCGUCCCCAAAAAGGGAGGCGGAUACCAGCACUUCUCAGAUUACGCCUCUCUCGAAGCGCAAUUCCUCGUACCUGCAGAAGAGGGCGGUGUACACCCUGCGGACCUGAAAGCAGCGGUGACGGAUGCCCUUACAAAGAUUCUUGCGCCGGUGCAAAAGAAGUUUGAAGAGGAUGAGGAAUGGAGAAAGAUUGAAGCAUUGGCUUACCCUAAGGAGGAAGAGGUCAAGAAGAAGACCAAGGUCAAGAAGAUUAACCCGAGACAUCUACCACAGGGUCAACAGGGCUCGCAAGGUGGUGCGGAUGGGAGUGGACCUGCUAGUCAGGGAAGUGAGACGUUCGUUAAAGGUGUUGAGGGAUUGAGCGUUUCAGGAGCGGACAAGGAGAUGGAGGAGAGGAGGAGCGAGGCAAAGGGCGGGAACAAGGAGGAGGUAUGA
Microstroma glucosiphilum is the source of this 1413-nucleotide messenger RNA. Its product is annotated as putative TYS1-tyrosyl-tRNA synthetase. Gene Ontology annotation, molecular function: tyrosine-tRNA ligase activity; ATP binding. Gene Ontology annotation, biological process: tyrosyl-tRNA aminoacylation. The transcript is spliced from 2 exons. The record is from RefSeq and is a predicted model, not a curated record. Bases 1 to 1413 code for a protein of 470 amino acids. Lineage: Eukaryota; Fungi; Basidiomycota; Exobasidiomycetes; Microstromatales; Microstromataceae.